Molecule: messenger RNA, 1031 nt
Organism: Alternaria rosae
Lineage: Eukaryota; Fungi; Ascomycota; Dothideomycetes; Pleosporales; Pleosporaceae
Exons: 3
Coding region: 165-749 (194 amino acids)
Source: RefSeq, a predicted model, not a curated record
CUGGCAAUGUCGGGCUGUUUCCGCAUGCAGCUUUGGUCGCCCGGGCAUCAACACCGAGUCUUUUUUUUUUCACGAUUGACAUCAUCACCGCAUCCAUGAGUUGUGCGCAUGCAGCAGCCUGAUCCGCACGGUGCUCAAGAAUUGCCCGAACAGCUCGUCGUGACAUGCGAAACCACGCCGCCCGGGGCCACCUUACGAGCCUCGCCGCCGUCGCUACCGCAAAGGGCUGCCUGCCCAACGGCGUCUUCCCGGAUUGCUUCACUUUCUCGCUGGCACCUUCUUGCGUUGUCUGUGUCUCCAAGUGUUUCACCACCCUCGACGGCAGCAGCUCCGCAUGGGGCAUGCCAUUGUGUAACAAUCCCAUCUACGAUCCCCACCACCACCUCUCACCACCUCACCAUCCAUUCCGACACCUAGUCGCCCAUUUGGCUUUGCAUCCUCACCCCAUCUCACGUAAUGCGUUCGACUGCAUCCUAGGCACCAUCGCCAGCACCCCACCGGUCCUUUUUCCUAGUCGGCACGAUCCGAACAAUCCAUGCUAUUCGGCAAUUAUAUCGCGGCCCUUGUCAUUUUCUCGGCGCUACCUCUGCUUUUUAUCCUGGCACGCUUCUACUCAAAGCGAACGGGACUACUGCCCUGGACUAUUGACGAUACGUUUCUGGUGUUGGCCCUGCUCCUUCUCUACGUGGUUAUGGCAAUGUUUAUUGUUUGCGAGUCGCUCACGUCUGCGGUUCAUACUGCGUUGCUAAUGUGAUGAAGCAAUGGCUGCUAGUCUUGUCCGUGAACACAUGAUGCAUGCUGCCAUGGCGGACCUCAAGCGAACGCUGAUAAUUCUGUGGCUCUUCCGGCUUCCCCUAGCCAUCGGCAUGGCCUUUACUCGAUGCGCGAUCCUCAUCUUCCUCAUUCGGACCUUAUAUACUAGGACAUACAGCUGGUUGAGAUACGGUGGUACUGUCAAACCUUACACAUCCAUCAACAUCCGGUAUCCACAUGUUUAUUAAUCCGACCCACAGCUCACUUUUGUAUCAUCA